Cylas formicarius (sweet potato weevil) is the source of this 872-nucleotide messenger RNA. Its product is annotated as chymotrypsin-like. Lineage: Eukaryota; Metazoa; Arthropoda; Insecta; Coleoptera; Brentidae. Gene Ontology annotation, biological process: proteolysis. Gene Ontology annotation, molecular function: serine-type endopeptidase activity. The coding region runs from base 53 to 844 and encodes 263 amino acids. The record is from RefSeq and is a predicted model, not a curated record. The transcript has 3 exons.
AUCGCAAAGCGGUUUUCCAUUUGCGAAUGUGGACGCGAGUAAGGCAACAGAAAUGUCCUUUAACGUAUUUUUUUGGUGCGUUGUUAUUUUCAACGCAGGACAAGCAGUAUGGUGUCUCAACGCCGCUAUCGAGAUUAUAAACGGACACGACGCCACUGCCUCUUCUGUGCCGUAUUUGGCCUAUGUGAAGCUACAGUCGGGCGAAGAAGACUGGUUUUGCGGGGGAAGUCUAAUAUCUCAGAAUUACGUGCUCACUUCCGCAAAUUGCACCUACAGGGCUGAGAACUUCACCGUCGUGUUGGGAGCUUACGACAUCAGCUCAAGCAACGAGUCAACCAGACAAGUAUUCACGGGAACCAGAGAUUCCAUUAUUCAGCACGAGCGUUACUUUGCCGAUGUGUUUUUAAACGAUAUAGCUCUCAUCAAACUAAGUCAGGCGGCUGUUAUUAACGACGCGGUUCAAAUAAUCCCUCUAACAUCGGGAGGAGAUCCGAACCUGGAGGGUCAGAAUGCUACCAUCAGCGGCUGGGGCACUACGGAUGGUUUCGACGAAUAUCCGGCGGUAUUGCUGAAUGGUGACGUUACUGUAUCCAAUAUCUCGGUGUGCGAACACAUCUACAUCGACUUAAUCCAAAGGGAUAAACAGUUUUGUACAAUUAACGACGACAUAGGCGUUUCGAUCUGCGACGGUGACUUUGGCGGACCCCUGGCCAUCAACGGAACCCUAUAUGGCGUUCAGUCGUUCAUCAUACCCUACUGCUACAUCGGAUUUCCUUCCGUCUACACUAAAUUAUCCUUUUAUUUGGAAUGGAUUGCAAAGAAUAGCGACGUAUCGCUUCAAUGAGCAGUGAAUAUAUACGAGUUUUAUGGUU